Xenopus laevis (African clawed frog) is the source of this 814-nucleotide messenger RNA. RefSeq names its product tetraspanin-18. The transcript is spliced from 6 exons. The record is from RefSeq and is a predicted model, not a curated record. The coding region runs from base 1 to 519 and encodes 172 amino acids. NCBI's taxonomy places the organism in Eukaryota, Metazoa, Chordata, Amphibia, Anura, Pipidae.
AUGCAUAGAAGUAGCGUACAGAGCGAGAAGACACAGUUCUUCGUGCUGAUUUUACUCUUCAUUAUUGUGGAACUUAUUGGAGUUAUUCUUGCACUGAACUACCAAAAAAUGGUCAAGCAAGAACACUUCCUGGUGGAACUGCAAAGAUUUUACAAAGGGGAUAAUGCAUCUGAAGUCUUCAGUCAGUCCUGGAAUACCAUCAUGAUAGCACUUUCGUGUUGUGGUAUUUCUGGAUUAAAUGAUUUUGAUAACACAUCUCAUUUUCAUGAGAUGUAUCCCUUCACCCCAUGGCCUGAUGCAUGCUGUCGACGUGAUGAUCCUGUCUCCGGAAAAAUCCUAGAUAGAGAAAAAUGUAUGCAAAACACACCAGGCUUCACCAAUAAUCAGGGCUGUUUUAUGACAGUUUCCAGAGGAUUAAAGAAAUAUAUUUCAAUCUCGGGAGCCAUUUGUUCAGGCGUUCUAGUAACUGAGGUAUUUGCUAUGUUUACUGCAAUUUGCCUUUAUUACAACUUUGAUUAAAGGAACUAUCUUGAUUGAAAAUAAGCAGCAAAUCCUGCUUGGAAGAAAAAGGCAGUCUUUUUACACAGUGAAAUUCCUAGAAAUGUGGCCCAGGGAGGGUGUUCCGACAUGCUUUUAUAAUUUAACCAUAUAUACUGUAAUACAUGUCCAGAAGGAGGCACUGCCACCAUCAAACAGUUUAAAGCAACCAAAGGACAAAUACUGGAUUAUAUGUUACAUAUAUAUACAGUUUAGAAGAUAUGUUCUGCAUCUGUACAAUGACUAGUGCAACACUAUGAUAAAAAUAAAAUUUGUA